AACUUUGUUUGUUUGGGGAUGUGCUCCUGGGUGGUAACGCUGGAGGUCUGGAUGUCGGUGUGCUGAGGGAAUUAAGACUCAGGUCUCUGGCCAUCCUUGCAACAUCCCCAGGGCUGGCUUCUAGGAACCAGCUCUACCGGAUUUGGGAGGCUGAGAGUCUCGGCGGAGUGGAAUGGCUGCAGGAGGGCGCUAUGCGGGGAAGGUGGUGCUGGUGACCGGGGGCGGCCGCGGCAUCGGAGCGGGGAUCGUCCGGGCCUUUGCCCAGAGUGGGGCCCAGGUGGUAUUCUGUGACAAAGAUGAGUCAGGAAGCCAGGCCCUGGUUCGGGAACUUCCUGAAACUGUCUUCAUCCCGUGUGAUGUGACCCGGGAGGAAGACGUGGAGACCCUUAUUGCUGAUACCAUCCGUCUAUUCGGCCGCCUGGAUUGUGUGGUUAACAACGCUGGCUACCAUCCACCCCCUCAGUGGCCUGAGGAGACUUCAGCCCAGGGCUUCAGGCAGCUGUUGGAGCUGAACCUGUUAGCUGCUUACACAUUGGCCAAGCUUGCCCUCCCUCACCUGCGGCAGAGCCAGGGUAACAUCAUCAACAUCUCCAGCUUGGUUGGGGCCAUUGGUCAGUCUCAGGCGGUUCCUUAUGUGGCCACCAAGGGAGCUGUAACCGCCAUGACCAAAGCCUUGGCCUUGGAUGAGAGCCAAUAUGGCGUCCGUGUCAACUGUAUUUCUCCAGGAAACAUCUGGACCCCACUUUGGGAGGAGCUGGCAGCAUCAACCCCAGACCCUGGGGCAACAAUCCGAGAGGGCACCAUGGCCCAACCCCUGGGCCGCAUGGGCCAGCCUGCUGAGGUGGGGGCUGCAGCUGUGUUUCUGGCCUCUGAAGCCAGCUUCUGCACAGGCGUGGAGCUCCUGGUGACUGGUGGGGCAGAGCUGGGGUAUGGGUGGAAAGCCAGCCACAGAACCCCUGUGGCUGACCCCAUCCUCCCUUCUCCCUGCUUCACCUAUCCCAACCCAAACUCCAACCUGUACCACCUGCCUCCCACAGCCAGCCCCAACGCAUUCUGUACCAGAUCACCCUGCAGGCAAUUUGCAAGUCAGGCAUGUAGGUCACACUGUAAUCCUAACAGUGCGGAAGCCACCGCAAGAGAACCUUGAAUCACAGGUCAACCUGGGCUAUACCGUGAGACCUUGUUAAAAAGCAAACAGAAGCCAGGUGUCGGUGGCUCACGCCUGUCAUCUUAACUAUUCAGGAAGCUGAGAUCUGAGGAUUGUGACUUGAAGGCA
Molecule: messenger RNA, 1276 nt
Organism: Dipodomys spectabilis (banner-tailed kangaroo rat)
Lineage: Eukaryota; Metazoa; Chordata; Mammalia; Rodentia; Heteromyidae
Gene: Hsd17b14
Product: hydroxysteroid 17-beta dehydrogenase 14
Exons: 11
Coding region: 173-1147 (324 amino acids)
Biological process (GO): steroid catabolic process
Cellular component (GO): cytosol
Molecular function (GO): estradiol 17-beta-dehydrogenase [NAD(P)+] activity
Source: RefSeq, a predicted model, not a curated record